Molecule: messenger RNA, 1062 nt
Organism: Fonsecaea multimorphosa CBS 102226
Lineage: Eukaryota; Fungi; Ascomycota; Eurotiomycetes; Chaetothyriales; Herpotrichiellaceae
Exons: 1
Coding region: 1-1062 (353 amino acids)
Source: RefSeq, a predicted model, not a curated record
AUGGCGACGGAGAAGAAAGUCUUCCUUAUAGGACCGGGCCUGAUCGGCACCGACCUGCUAGAGCUGCUCGUUGAGGCCGGCUAUGAAGUCACCACCAUGGUCCGAAGGGAGGCACACGCUGCACAAGUCAAAGACCUCGGCGCCAGGGAAGUGGUCAUGGGCUCUCUGGACGACAAGGACAUCAUCCGCAAAUACACGGCGGCGAGUCCGAUUGUCAUCCACACCGCCACAGCCGAUCAUCUGCCUUCCGUCGAGGCGGUGCUGGAAGGCGUGCGCCAACGUGCCGAGCAAGGGCUGGAGACAGUCUUCCUCCACACCAGCGGGACGAGCGAGCUGGUCGACAACUCCAAGGGCAUGUACAAAUCCGACAAGGUCUAUUCGGACGAACGGCCCGAGGAAGUCGACCAAGUGCCGGACACGGCGCCGCACCGCGAGAUCGACCUCGCCAUCCUGGCGGCGCGGCGGGACCUAGGCACCAAGGCCAAGAUCAGCAUCGUGCUACCCUGCCUCGUGUACGGCAUCGGCAAGUGCUCGGGGAGGGUGUCUAUGCAACUCCCGACCAUGGUGCGGUUCGCGCUGAAGCACGGCUGGGCCCCCGUCAUCGGCAAGGGCCUCUCGGUGCGCAGCAACAUCCACGUCCAGGACCUGGUGCGCGGGUACAUGGUCAUCCUGGACUGGAUGCAGCGCAGCAGCGCCGACGAAGUCCUCAAAAACCCUUACUUCUUCUGCAGCACCGGCGAGGACAUGGCGUGGGGGGAUGCCGCGGCGGAGAUUGGCAGGCUGUUGCACGCGGCGGGCAGGAUCAAAGACCCCACCCCGCGACCUGUCCCGCCCGAGCUCUACGGUGACUUGUUCGGCGUGUACAGUCCGACCACCGUGGGAGCGAAUUCCAGGAGUCGUGCCGAUCGGCUGCGAAAGAUGGGCUGGAGUCCAAGGGAAAAGGGUGUCUUGGAAUCAUUGCGCGAGGACGAGGUGCCGAUCCUGCUUAAGGAGACGGGUGAGUGGAAUGGGUACACGGGCCUGGCGUCUUCGGGUACGCAUGUGCUGAAGAGCUUGGAGUAG